AAAAGGUGUCACACGUCUUACGCACGCCUCCUAGCGGCUGGGCUGAUGUUUUCAGCAGUGGGAGACUUCUGCCUGUACUGGCAACACUCGCCACAGUGGUUCAUCUAUGGUCUCCUGGCCUUCGCCCUGGCUCAGCUGCUCUACCUCCUGGCGUUUGACGUCACUCGCAUCUCAUUGGACGGCGUCACGGUCGUCACCAUGGCAACGGCCGUGCUGACGUACACCUACAUCCUACCGGGGUUAAAGGGCGCGCUGACGUCACUCUGCGGCGUCUACGUCGUCCUGAUCUUCACCAUGACGGUGGCUGCAGCGUCACGGUUACGUCACGGGUACGUCACGGCCGCGUCACGGUUACGUCACCAUGGUAACGGCGUCACCGUGUGGCCCCGGGCGUCGGCCUGCGCAGGCGCGGUGUUGUUCGUGGUGUCGGAUUUCGUCCUGGCCGCCAACAAGUUCCGGGCCCCCAUUCCGCAUGCGCGGCUCCUCAACCUUUCUACAUAUUUCGUAGCACAGUGUUUGAUAGCGUUCUCUGUUCUAGAGUCAGAGAGUGAGAAAAAUCCCAAAGAAAGAGGAAAAGAAAACUAAGUUAUAGACAAGGGUCUGCAAGACGAGGGUCUUGCAUUGUCUUAUAGCUUUCUCUAAUGUAGAGUCUCAGGAAGAUCCCAUGGCUUUAAAAGAAAACUAGAGUUCCAGCUGUACAUGUUUUUUUCUUUGUUUUGAAGUGCAUAGCCAAUUAACCAUGCUGUUAUAGUUCAGGUACAAGGCAGGUCAG
This is a messenger RNA of Branchiostoma belcheri (Belcher's lancelet), 772 nucleotides long. RefSeq names its product lysoplasmalogenase-like protein TMEM86A. The coding region runs from base 46 to 585 and encodes 179 amino acids. The record is from RefSeq and is a predicted model, not a curated record. Lineage: Eukaryota; Metazoa; Chordata; Leptocardii; Amphioxiformes; Branchiostomatidae. The transcript is spliced from 2 exons. Gene Ontology annotation, cellular component: membrane.